AUGAGCACCAGUCUAAGCUCCACAUCCUCCUCAAAUGCGACUAAGACAGACUCCACAGCACCUGUUGGGGCUGCGCCAGUGGGUACCUUUACUGACGACAGCACCACAUUCAGUGACUUUGUGUUCAAGGCCUUGCCUACAACUUUCUCCCCGGUUGGGGAAUCUGCGACUUCAACAGAUUCUGCUCCGCGGUUGAUGGCUACGUCCAGCAUUUCCCCCUCUAUCGCAGUGGGCAUUUCCAGUGCAUCCUCAACCUCCGUACAGAUUAGCUCUUCUUCAGUUCCUCCAACGCUCAAAUCUCAGAGAGUGGCAUCUUCAUCCCUAGCAGCAGCACCAUCUAUUUCCACUUCUUGCACCACUUCGGCCAAUGCAACGUCUAAUAGCGCCGCUCUGACCGUGGCCAAUACAUCCGCCAUGCCGAGUGCGAACGUUAGUCUCACUUCGAAUGUAGCAGCAAAUCACGAAUCCAUCCCCAUUAUUUUGUCUUCUUUCACUGCUCCUGCUGCUCCUACUGCGCCGCCAUCCCUGAUCGGGCAAGCACAGCAUUACCAGGCUAUCCCUUCCAGCAUGGUAGCUAUAUCUGGAGCCGAAUCCGCAUCAGCACCCACACCAGCACCAGCGCCCUCACUGCAGCCUUCAGUAUCAUCUCGACCUAUCGCGGUUCUGUCGCCAUCAUCCUCUUUACUGCCAUCUUUAGCUGUAGAUGAAGCCGCUGCCAACCCAGCUGUGCCCAACAAAGCAGGUACCGGUACCGCCGAUAUAAGAAGGGUCACAGUUGUGUCGAUCCCCACUGCAAGUCCGAUGUACACAGGCGUUGCUACGGCAGUGCAUGUUCCCUUAAGAAGUGAGCUUGGCGGAUUGGUUGUUGCGAUCACCAUCGUGGUCUUCAUGGGAUGA
Messenger RNA from Endocarpon pusillum Z07020, 897 nucleotides. RefSeq lists its product as uncharacterized. NCBI's taxonomy places the organism in Eukaryota, Fungi, Ascomycota, Eurotiomycetes, Verrucariales, Verrucariaceae. The record is from RefSeq and is a predicted model, not a curated record. The coding region runs from base 1 to 897 and encodes 298 amino acids. The transcript has a single exon.